Messenger RNA from Diversispora eburnea, 149 nucleotides. Lineage: Eukaryota; Fungi; Glomeromycota; Glomeromycetes; Diversisporales; Diversisporaceae. The record is from the annotation of a GenBank genome assembly.
AUUUGCUGAGACAAGAGAAUUCUAGGCACUUUGCCGAGAAUGCUGAGGUUAAGCUCCAAAAUGAACCGUCGCAUUCACACGGAAAAUCAUUGGAAGAUAGGGAGACUGAUGAAUUCUUAAAUUUAGAAAAUAAAGAAAAUAAGGAAUGA